AUGACCGCGGCUGAUAUCCCGAAAACUAUGCUUGCAUGGCAGAAGCACUUCGGGACGCAUGGACCAGUUCGUGUCGAGAUCCCGGUUCCUUCUAUUUCCGAAGACGGCCUUCUUGUAAAGAUCCGUGCUGCUGGUGUUUGCCACAGCGAUAUUAAUCUUAUCAAGUUCGAAGUUAAAACGGGUUCCUGGUUUCGCGACAAAUAUACCCUGGGCCAUGAAGGUGCCGGCGAGGUUGUAAGAGUGGGUCCAAAUGUCAAAAAUUUCAGGGUUGGAGACAUGGUCGCAAUUCACCCUGGUGCAGGCUGUAUGCAGUCGACCUGCCGACCAUGUUCGAUCGGUCAAACCCAGUUUUGCGAGCGAGGAGAUCAUCAUGGAGUGGGAGAAGACGGAUCUUUUGCGCCGUACAUUGCUAUCAAAGCCGCUUCGGCCAUCAAAAUGCCUCUCAAUGUAUCCUUUGCCGAGGGUGCAGUCGCAAUGGAUUCUAUCAUGACGGCCUAUCAUGCCGUCGUGCAAAGGGCAGCGGCACAGAACGAGGAAACUGUUCUAUUGUAUGGUCUAGGUGGCUUAGGAUUCAGUGCACUGCAAAUUCUGUUGCACAUUGGCUCAAGGGUGAUUGUGGUCGACCAAAAGCAGACUGUGCUCGAUCAAGCGGUAAAGUUUGGUGUCAAGGAAGAGGACGUUGUCCCUCCAGAGACACAGAACGUCGCAGAGUGGAUUCAGAAGAAGGGAUUGGUGCCAGACAAGGCGAUUGACUUUGUUGGAUCCUCGGGGACAUUCAAGGCCUCUUGUGAAGCCGUACGACCAGGGGGGACAAUUGUCCUGGUUGGUAUGUUCGAAGACUCGGUGACGUUCUACCACCGGCGAGGUAUACGGAAGGGGCUCAAUGUUCUAUGUAGCCUUGGAGGCACAUAUGCUGAUGCGGCAAAGGGUCUUGAGUUGGUCAGCGCAGGGGUCAUAUCGCCUCAAGUUGAACUGAGGAGUCUCUUCGAUCUUCCCCAGGCCCUAUAUGACUUGGAUUGUGGGAAAGUGAAGGGCCGAAUCGUGCUAGUGCCUGAGGAUCGAGUGGUAUAA
Fonsecaea pedrosoi CBS 271.37 is the source of this 1071-nucleotide messenger RNA. RefSeq lists its product as uncharacterized. The coding region runs from base 1 to 1071 and encodes 356 amino acids. The transcript is spliced from 5 exons. Gene Ontology annotation, molecular function: oxidoreductase activity; zinc ion binding. Lineage: Eukaryota; Fungi; Ascomycota; Eurotiomycetes; Chaetothyriales; Herpotrichiellaceae. The record is from RefSeq and is a predicted model, not a curated record.